Sitodiplosis mosellana (orange wheat blossom midge) is the source of this 15329-nucleotide messenger RNA. It is a transcript of the gene Pdp1, whose product is annotated as hepatic leukemia factor. The record is from RefSeq and is a predicted model, not a curated record. Gene Ontology annotation, biological process: regulation of transcription by RNA polymerase II. Bases 8828 to 10003 code for a protein of 391 amino acids. Gene Ontology annotation, molecular function: DNA-binding transcription factor activity, RNA polymerase II-specific; RNA polymerase II cis-regulatory region sequence-specific DNA binding. Gene Ontology annotation, cellular component: nucleus. Lineage: Eukaryota; Metazoa; Arthropoda; Insecta; Diptera; Cecidomyiidae. The transcript has 5 exons.
UUUUUCAAGUUUGUUUAGUCACUUGAUCCACUUUUGACACACGGCUUUUUUUUAUGUUAAUUUAUGACUUCAGUCUACAUUCGAUGCGUACAUCGGUCGUAGCCACGUUUUCAUCAUCAUUUUGUCAGCGUAUUUAUCUUAUCAGCCAAUUGUACCACCUUAAGUCGUAUCGCAUUAAAAUACAACUUUCUGUACGCGAAUGAAAAGGGGCCCAAAUGUGCGUCUUAAUUGUCAAGAAAGCAGGAAAAACAAAAUUCAACAAAUAUCAAGUGCGUUUGCAUUGUUACGAUCUACUCGCUCGUGCGCAAGAGAGUGUUCUUGUUUAGCACAUGGUCGAUAGCUGCGUCCAACUGUGGCGCACGAAACUAAUAAUUUUGGAUUUAAUUGCUCAAUCGUUUUGGUUGAUUGAAACUUGUUCAUAAAUCCAAAUACGAAUGACCCAAUGACACGGAAGGACGGAAUGAAAAUGAGCAAAUUAACAGUCUGGAUUGUCUCCAGAUGUAUCCGAAGUAAACACAAUGCACAAUUAUUGUAGCGAACGUUAGAGCGCCAUGCCAUAUGUUCAACAAUAGACAUUACUACUUUUUCGCAAAGAAAGAUUGUUAGGAAAAGUAUUGGUUUUAUCCGCAAAUAAUGACGAUCCCGCUGAUAAAACGCGUAAAAUUCCGGAAUAUUAUAUGUUUGUAUUGAAAAAACUCAUAGAGCCAUAUCAAGGCCAUUUGUUUUAAAGAAAUAAUUUUUUGUAAAUUUUUUGGGCAUUUCAAGGCACAGUACGAAAUCUCUUCUGAUGCAGAGAUUUGUAAUUUCUCUCGGUGAGUCAUAUGCAAUUUUAAUGUUAAUUUCCUUUCUGCUUUCAUCUGAUCAACACGAUGUCGAUAACAUGUUAAAGAAUGCGGCUAUUCUUGGCUAUAUUAUCGACUCGCGAUAUUCUACAUAAUUUCGUUCUUCUUGGGACAAUCUACCAAUUUUGUGGUUAUUUUGAAUAAAAAAUAACUGUUCUUAAAAAAAGAUAUUAUGAACAGAGGAGCAGUAGAAGAAUAUUUUCGGAAAUAUUAUGAAAGCGAUUCUUUACAUAUGAAAAUUGUGUUAGAACACUACACUUGUACAACGUGUUGCGGAAAAGUGUCCAUCGUGUAUGUAAUUCGUUGUAUCUAAAGAUUGGCAAAAAUAGUCGAUUUCUUGCAAAAGCGACCAGUAAUUUCCGCAUAAAUCUUGAUAUCAUAUACUUGACCACAGUCACAGCCACUCAGUCUAUCUGCACAUGAUGAAGGCAUGAGACACUAGAAAAAGAAUAAUAGAAAAUUGACAACGGAUGCUCUCAAUUGAGAAUGAUAUUUGAGAAUAAGUAAUACAUUUUGCUGCAUACUCUUGAUGCCUAGGCAUAUUUGCUGUAAGGCCGGUGCGCCGCCAACAGAUACACUGAUACUGAUACUGAUACAUAAUUAGUCGCGAUUCGUCUCGGUAAUGAAGCGGAUACAAUCCAUCGCAAUGAUAACAUUUAAUGUGAAAUAUGAAUUAAUUAAAUCUUUUUGUCUUCAAAUGAAUUGAAGCAAAUAAAUGGAAAAAAAACGAAACGUGUGGCUCAGGUAGUCUUGUAUCUCUUCCGGCAUAAGCAAACACAGCUCGUAAAAGUCAACGCAGAAUCAAUUUGGAGAGAGAGAGAGAGGAAGAUAAUACAAACGCAUACGAAACGAAUACACCAUUCGAAAAUGACAAACGAAUUCAUUAACAGCGCAAGAGAUGGAAAAUAAUCUAGGUGUCAUUAAAUUAUCACUCACACGCGUACUACAUUUGAUACGAUGGUGCUGUCUGACUCUGGCCGCCACCGCAUCUCAGCUCGCCGAGAAUGUGUGCUUGUGUCAACGAAAUCAAUUUAUUUCGAAAAGCCAAAAGCAUUUAAUUUAAACAAAUUAGAGCAAAUUACAGAAAUAAAUAAGCUUUAAUCAUUUCUGAUUUCACACAUCAUAACCAACGAACCGAUCAAAACAUUUCACGCAGCUGAAUGCUCGCGGCCACAACGAAAAAAAAGUCCCUGGACAAACCCGACACAAUACCAAACUAUUCGAAUAAUUUAGCGGAAUAUUAUUAUCAUUUGUUGUUUUCUUUCUGCGACGCAAAUUUUUUGGCAGCAAUGAUGCCAAUGGUGGUCAUGAAAUACCAUAAAUUAUCGACGUGAAAAUGGAAAAAUGAUCUUAGCCAUCUUAGCUAUUUUAUUUAUCACAUCAAACCGUAUGCUAUGCGAUUGAAAAACAAAACAUUAAACACCAGAAGAUACAUCACAUAAAUCAGAUAUUUUUAGUUGAACAUGGCAUUUUUUGCUGUUGUUGUUCGUGAGUGUGUGUAUAUGCGACAUUUUGGUUGAAAAACACUAAUAAAUUAAUUAGAGGGAUUAGAACGAUGCUCUGGCAGAUUAAAAUCCACUUUUUGAUGCCACCAUUUGCUCUCUGUCCGGCGCUUUGCAUCCUUGCCUGGUUCAUUUUCCACUCUGAUUUUUAUAACCGUUUGAUGAUACGCUUCACAUAACUUUCGGACGCAUUUUCCGUGAUUUUUAGCUUGUCACAGAGCGAAGGAGACAGCCAGAGAGAGUGAGAGAGAAAGAGAGAGUGAGAGCAGGCUCGACACAAAAGAGAGAAAGAGUGAGUUCAGGCUAGAAUUUUCCCAACCACUCUGAAUUGAACACAUAUGAUUUGAAUAAGAUAAAUGACAGCCGUAUUGUGUGCCGCUCAGAAAAAUCGCUUUCGCUUUCUUUUUAUUGUACCGACGAAUUUUCAUCCAAUAAAACAUAAUAAAUGUCAUUCGAAGGUUGCCGUAGGUGUCGGCUGCUACGCUCGAUAUGAAAUAUUCAAGUGGUUUCGUUUUUUGAUAUGUUCAUCAUUGAAUUUACGACUCACUCAGUGGAAAAUACUUUCGAAAGAUGCGAUCGAAUAUUGGAUCUGUCUAGGGAUGUGUACAGAUACGGAAGUCGUGAGUGACACGCUGAAUCGAGUCGAAGUUGAGUGGUUUAUGUUUAACAUUUUUUAUAAUCAUAGUAAAUAGAUGUGUAUAGUUUUUUUUCCUUCUAAUUCUCUGUCCUUCCCUUUUUCACUAUUCACUCAAGCGGCACAUAUUUUCCGUAAUACGAGAAGACACUCGAGCAUUCUCGAGAGUUAAAAAGAAAACAGUCAGCUGUAACAAACCGAAAUAUAGAAGCAACAGCAAAAACAAAACAUAAACAAAUCCAAGCGCGACACAUUUCGUCAUUGUCAGUUAUCUUUAUGUUUAACUCUGUGCAAAAACAGAAAAAAGGCGAAACAGACGACGACGGAGGUGACAACAGCAAAGGAGAAGAAACGGCACACCGAUUUGAGGCAAUUGAAUUUUGUGAGAGGAAGUGUUUCGUUGCUAAAUGCCCUUGUGCAAUAAUACUUUCGAUGAUAUGUUUCUGAAUGUAUGCGCGAUUUCGCAGCCCUUCACUUCGUUUUUGAUAAUGAGUGGUGUUGACGCCGCUGCUGUUGAUGUCAUGCAUAUUUAGCUGACACACAUUUUGUGAAAUGAUGAGAUAGUAGUACACAGUCGAACCGCGUGUAUGUGAUACGCAAAGCGUUUUCUAUCUAAUCGCAUGACCACAGCACAAAAUCAAGCACUGAUACAAUGCUUUUAUCAAUUCGCAACACUCAAAUGACAUUUCACUCGGUGACUCUUUGUUGUUGUUGUCUAUUUCUUUCGCCAUACCAAACAGUUCUAUUCUCAACCUUGAUCAUUUGACAUCAUGGGUCUUGUUUGCUUUUCGCCUUUUUUACGAUUUGGUUUUGUUGUUGCUGCUUUUUUACUCUUUCUUUUUUCAUAUUCGCGGCUAGUUGUGUGUCAAUUUUUGUUUCCUCAACGAGAUAGGAUUUUUAUUGGAAACGUAAACAAAGUCACGCCGAAUGCGAAAAACUGGAGAAUUGAGAAAUUCGAUGGAUGGUGCAGCAGUGGCGUGCGAGAGUUGUUCCACAUUCGUUUCGUUUUUCAUUUUUUUUCUAUGUUGAUGGAAUUCACACGCAUGAAAUGAGAUUGAUUAGCCCAACAAUUAUCACACUUCAUUGUCACGAGCAAGAUCAUUUCGCAUGUGAAUGGAAGAAAGAGAUCAACGAAGAAAAAAAAAUUCAUAUAUGAAUUCAGCCGAAAAAAACUGGCCGCAUGCUGAAAAUGUGUAGUACCGGUUGGAUGAUCGUUGAACAGGUUAUGUUGUGAUCUUGUUUUGCAUGUUUGCGUGCUGCUACAGUUAAGUUGAGAAGUGCGCGGCACGAGCCUUUUGAUCAAUUAACUUUAUCAAUUUUGGCGUUUUAAAUGUUUGGCUUGCUCGCAUUUAAAAAAUUUCCAUUUGCCUCGAUGGGGCCCGAAGCACUUCCAUUGCUACCAAUGUAAAUUGUAAAUGACGAUCUAAGGACGAUUAAACAUUCACAAUUUACUCGGUGUGCGUGUGUGUAUAUAAUUUAAAUUUGGUAUCGUCAAUUCGUAAGCAACAGGCUUAUAUCGUGUACACAGAUCAGCCGACCAGCCACCGACUAAUAAAUUGUCUGACAAAUAGUGUGAAAUUUUUCAUCAAAAUAUUUUCAUUCUGAUUCACUUGAUUUAGUUUGCAAUGCAGUCAAAAUAUGAUGUCUGACUGCAUUUUCAUGAGCGUCAUAUUCUCAUCGUUUCGAUCGAACGAAACGAACAAGAAAAAACAAUCCAACAAAUUAGAUUCUUAUAAUAUCUUGUAUGCCGUAUACAUUCCUUGUCCUCUUCUUCUUCUUCUUCUUCAUUCCUCUGAAAUAAUAACAUCAUGUGAGUGUAAAAUUUAUGAGGAAAACAUUCACAAUGAAUGUGCCAAAUUAGAUAAAUCAGCUGCGGCUGGUCGAAUUGGUUUGUUGUUGUGAAUAUUCGAACAGCACAUCCCAUUUUCAUAUUCGGUUUUACUUUUUUUUGUUCUCUUCGUUCGACGUCAAUUCUUCGCUCUCAGUUAUUCGUCACAACGCAUUCGAAUGCGAAUUUUUCAGUUAAUUAAAUUAGAAAAUGAUGUUAAAAUGAAUGUAUUUGUCUUAAUUAAGUGAUUUUAAGGAAUGAACGCAAGUGAAAAAAAAAGAACGCGCACACACUUACACACAAUCAAACAUUGAUCGUGUUGGCGAAAAACGAAUAUUUCAAGUGUGUUCUAUAAUUUUUCAUAGCCACUUCUCGUGUGUGAUUGCUCGUGAUUUCUCUUCUUUCUUUGGUUUCGAGCCACUGAAUUUUUUUUUUUAAUUUUCAUUUUGUUUUUGUUUGUUGUUUGCUCUCGCCAAAAUGACGUCACACAAAACGAGGAUGCUUUUGUUAGAUUUAUUAUUUUUUCGCUAUUUUUUGUUGUGUGUGCAUGUGAGUGUGAAAAAGUGGUUUUUCGUGUUUUUAAACCGCUUGGCUCUGACAUUCAAAUGAAAAUUGGUUGGAGCCAUUACAUGUCAACCAAUACAUGUGUGCUUGCCUCAAAUGUUAAUGCUGAAGCAGUCAGUAAAGAGUGUAAAGCAUAAAUAAAUGACCAUGACGCGGUUAGGUGGGGGAAGGGGAGAAGUGUAUAUAUACCAUAUGCUUUUAUGUUCAAAGUUUCAAUUGAACUUUAUGCAUUAAGCGCCUAUAUUUAGGCGUGUUUUUUUCUCUCUCUAUAUAUUCGAUUUUUAUGGAUCCCCUAAAUUGCGAUGAACGAAAAAAGACACUAUUUCGCACAAAUCGCAUUUGUGAUGUUAUUUUUUUAUUCAAUGAAUAUUGUCUGCGGGAUUACAAUUUUGGUUAUAAUUCCAAAUAUUAUCAUUUUCAAUGUGCCAAAGCAAUAAACAAAAUGGAAAACUACUGAAGAUUUAUAUGCUGCAUUUGAAUAAUACUUAAAAAGCAGCACAUGCAAACCAAAACGGAUAAUAAGUAAAUGUGUUCAUGGAAAUUUCUUAUUGCCCAUUCACAAAGAGUGAGAGAGAGAGAGAGAGGACAGAGAAGCACGAGUUGAUCUAGUAAAUUGCGACGUGAAGUGAAGUGAAGAGAAACGACACGAGCGUAUAGCAACUGUAUAGAUUUUGUUUGUGGUGAUUCGUCAGUUUCGUUUGUAGUACGCAUGCUUCGUAAAAUUGUCCGUCUCUUUCUUUAGCCAUGUUUAAACCGUAUCCAGAUCAUCUAAUACUCACACGAGAAGCGUGUGUGCCUCAAUGGAAAAAAUGCAGCACGUGGCCGUAAAACGUGAUAGAUUCAGAAGGAACAGAAAUUUGUUGCAAUUGUUAAUCAAAUGUGUUUGGAUUGUACUUUGGUCGUUAUGUGCGGGGCAAAAUAUUGGAACCGGGUUCUGGAUACGUUUUAUGCGGUUCAAAUACACAUUUUGAUCUGCGCUCACACACUACAUAUUAUCAAUAUUGAUUUUUGUCAACUAAAUCCGAUGCUGGAUUGUGUCGUUGCUGUUUUUUUAAAAGUGGUUUCGAUGCAAAAGAAUCGUGGCUCGUGUCCAGUAUGUGUGUCUUCUUUUAAUUUCAGUCAUAGUAUGUCUGUGGGUAUAAAAAUCAUCUGCUCUUAUUUAACGUCAGAAGAUUCGAAAUUCAAUCGAUUCAACAAGAAGACCACAUCUCGCGAAAGAGAUGUCCAGAACUGGCUCUUGUGUUAAAAUAAAACCUUGCAAACGGCGUUCAUGAUAAGAAACGCUGUAGAAGUGCGUCACUAUGAUUUGUGAUGCAUUGAAUAAAACUGAAUGUGUUAUGGUCCAGAACAUGUGAUUAGUUGAAAUCGGUGAUGGAACUGGUGACUUUAAUUAAACAUUGUUCGUCAGUGGGAUAAUUAUAGUGAAUAUUUACUGAUAAGAAUGGUAAAAAAAAGGGUCAACUCACAUGAAAACUGUAACACGAGUCCGAGUUAAUUGGCAAUUUUACGAAAAUAAACUAGAACUUUUUGUAUGGCUUUUCACCACCUUCAGAUGUUAUCCCAUCAUCGUGAUGAUUUUAUUCAAAUCAAAAGCAAUGAGCAUCUCACAAAAGACCAUAGAAAUAAUCACGUUCAUCAGUUUCAUGCGACUGAAGACAAUGAAAACGUUUUAUUUCCUGAACUAAAAUAAUAUCCACUUUCAUCGGUGAAUGGUAACUGGCACGCAUAUUUUCGAGAUGCUUUUGCUUUGCUGUGCCAUGUCACCAUUUGCUUUGAUUGAAAUUCGAUUGUUUUUGUGUUUUCAUCGUGUUUUGUUGUUCACUGUUUCAACUGGUUCCAGUUCUAACUUUGAUCCGAUCACGAAGCUGAACACCGUAUCUAUCAAUAUCCCGUUCUUGUUCUUGCAAUGCGACAUUUCUCCCUUUUUCGUUUUCUCUCUCUCUCUCUCUCUCUCGAUCCACAUCGAGGUGGAUAUAAUUAUAAAUAAAUAAUGGUGCAACACAUGAAUUUCCACGUGAGGCCCAACACAAUUAAAUCUAUAUUCAGCUUCGUUUGUUAUGCGUGAAAUAGCGGAAAAGUCAAUUGGAGCUUCCACAACAAUAUCACAAGCGCAAUCCUCGUGACUUAAACUCCACCCCCCAAUGCGAAUGUAUUAAUGGCAUAUAUUUGUACCGAUGUCAACAACGUUUCGUAUCGAGCUUUAUGAAGCCAAGGUAGAAGUAGAAAAAGAUGGAAAAAAAAUUGAAUUAUGUGAAUGUGCUUGCUUUCUUCGCUGCCACACAUAUUGUUUUAUGAAAACGUACUGAGAACACGGGAGCGUGCUUCGAACAACGACAACGACAAAGUCAACAACAACAAUAAAACCGAAUGAGAGCAACGAUUCGCACAAGCGAAAGAAAAGUACAACAAAUCCGAAAUGGAAAAGAAAAAAAAGUCGGCUCAAGCCCAACGACACCGACAUUAGAUUAGAUCCAAUAAGCAACAGUUUAUCAUCCACAUUUUAACGUGCCAUAACACGGAGCGUGCAUUUCUGUCAGCACUUUACCGUUUAAAAUCGCCCAAGACAGACGUUGUUUGUUGCAAACGUACACUUCUUGAUUGAGCUUCUAUGCAAAUAUAUCAAUCGCGCCAACGAUUUCAUUUUCGGCAAACGAUUCUAUCCAACCGUCAAAAGAAUGUAUAGAACAGAAUAGUUGCAAAUUAGUUUUCAUAAUUUGAAUAUUUUAAUAUUUUAAAAAAAAGGAAGAAAAAAAGCAGUUUCCGGUCGAUUUCAUAAUAAUUUGUGAUCGUUCGCUACAUUUUUUGUGUGUGUAUGUGUGGUAAUUUCGGUAGUGUUCCAACCGAUCUUUGGCCACACAGUACGAAGUAUUUUUUUUCGAUUAAAAUAAAAUUGAUCUUUAUGUCACUAUAAUAAACGAGUGCGUGUUUGAUCGGUCAGAAAAAAAGCGUCGUGAAUAUCACAAAGUCAAAACAACAACGUGAGAAAUUCAAUAUUUUUUUUUCGAAUUCGGAAAAAGUGUUUAUCAAAAGAAAGUUUAAAAAAUGCCAAAAAGUGCGCUUACAGUUUUUAAAUCGAUGCUUUUGAACAAAACCAUUUACACGAUAACAUUUUCAAAGCGUUCGCCUACAAACGCUACGCUAAGCAGUUUAGUUAUUGUGAAUCGAUAAAUGAAUCACAUAUUCAAUCGCCAGCUGAAAAAUCGUUUUUAAUUGCCGAAACAUUGGGGAAUCGCAAAUUCGCAACGGAAAUUGUUCGAAUCGCUUUCAGAACGAGUAGAAGAAGAAGAACAGUCGAAGAGGAGGUAGAAAGAGAGCAACAGAGAAAAAAACACAACUGAAAACAAAAACACUUGAUUUUUCUUUGAAAUAAAAAAAAAACCGAAAAGAAAAUCCGUUUGUGUCAAAUAACACACGAUAUUAAACGAAAACUACAGCAAUUCAGUUUUUGUUGGACCAAAUGCGAAAAAUGAUGUUAGACGGGAAAAUUAGUGAUUAUUCCAUGUAUAAUAACAAUGGGAGUAAUUGGAAUUCAGCGGCAAGCUGCCAAUAUCCCACGAACAGCAGCAGCAGCAGCAGCAGUAAUGGUUUCAACGAUUCAAAUAAUUGUCAAAAAAAUCAAUCGGCCACCAACGAUUGCAAUGUAAAUCAUUAUUGUCAGAAUCCAAAAUUUAAUCAUUUGGCAAACCAUUGGAACGGAAGUGUGGCCGCAAUGCAUCAUCAGCAAGCACAACCCGAAUCCGCCAAUUACUUUCGAAAUCAAUGGCAUUUCAGCAACAAUGCAGCUACAAAUUCCUAUCAUGUGAAUGAUACAACCAUCCCAAAUAUUCCAGCAACACAAUUAUCACAAAACCAACAUUGUCUACUCAUUCCACACACCCAUUUCCAUCACCCGUCAUCAGCGGGAAAGGCAUCCGGAAAUAGCAAAGACAUUUGUGGCAACGAUGAUAAAUUCAAAGAGGAUGGCGAUCCAUGGAAUGUUGAAGCACAAGCUGCCUUCUUAGGGCCAAAUUUAUGGGACAAAACCUUACCAUAUGACACGGAUCUCAAGGUAACACAUUAUGCUGACCUAGAUGAGUUUUUGUCUGAGAACAAUAUUCCUGAUGGCUUGCCCGGAACACAUUUGGGCCAUCCAACUGGUUUGAACCAUCGUCCAUCGGUGAAUGAUUCAUUGGGUUAUUCGACUGGAUUAGCACUAGGCUUAGGUCACAUCACAACAAAACGCGAACGCUCACCAUCACCAUCCGAUUGUGUCAGCCCCGACACGAUAAAUCCACCGUCGCCGGCUGAGUCAACAUUUUCGUUUGCGUCAUCAGGCCGUGAUUUUGAUCCACGCACACGUGCAUUUUCGGACGAAGAACUUAAACCGCAGCCUAUGAUCAAAAAAUCAAGAAAACAAUUUGUGCCCGAUGAACUUAAGGACGACAAGUAUUGGGCCAGACGCCGAAAGAACAACAUUGCCGCCAAACGAUCGCGUGACGCACGCCGUCAAAAAGAAAACCAAAUCGCGAUGCGAGCGCGGUAUCUAGAAAAAGAGAUAUCUUUACAGAACUCAACACUGCAUCAAGAGCUAGAGCAACUGAAGCAGGAGAACAUGGAGCUAAGAGCACGCCUAUCCAAAUAUCAAGACGCAUAAGUCGAUGUGGUGGAACUCGGUCAUUAUCGAUAUCGCCGUCUUCAUCAUCGCAGUCGCUGUCGUCGUCGGUUGUAUGCAUUCAAAAUACAAAUACGAAACAAACCAACAAAACAUAAAACAAAAUUACAAAAAAUUAAAAUUAAAAUUUAAAACACAAAAAAAUAAUGAUGAAAAAAAAACAAGUUAAAUAAGCAAAACAAUGUAGACAGACAAAUUGCAGCAACCCCCCCACUCACUCACAACUAUGCAUACAUACAGAAUUAUACGUAUACCGAAUACAGAAUACUGAUUACAGAAUAACACAAUGGAAAAUAUACACAAAAAAAAAAUUAAUCACAUGAUUAUUAAUUUUAGUACUAAACAUUUAUGAAGCUAAGCUUAUGCGUUGAGAAACUAGGCAGACAAAAAAAAAACAACAAGAAAAAACAUAAAUAAAAAAAAUCGAAUAACAUUUUAGCCGAUUUUUUCGAUUGAUGACUUACAAGAGAACAGAACAAAAUAAGUUUAAACGAUGUUGUUCGAUUUAACAAGAAUUUAAAUACAAAUUUAAAAACAAAAACUCUUUACAGAGCAAAUAGCCAGCAAAAAUAGAUGAUUUAAACUGAACAACAAUAAAAAUUAUUUUAAAAAAAACCAUCAUACACAAAACAAACACACCCACAAUCAAAGCACUCUAAAAAAAGAUUAAAAAUAUGAUGAAAAUAACGAAUGGCCCUAGUAGUUGUAGAUUGUACUAAACAAUAAUUUAAUGAGAAAAAAAAACGAAAUACACAAUAAUAAUGGCAUAGUGUUGGUGCAGGACGGGAGGUUAGUUUUUAGACGAAAAUUAAAAAAAAAAAACACAGAAUAAAUAUAUAUGUUAAAUAAUAAAGUUGAAUAAAUUUAUACAACAAAUGGAUUAAAAAAAACAAUUUAGUUUUAGAACAAAAUACACAAUUUACGUAUUUAAGAAAUACAUAUACACCAAGUUUAUUCGUAGAAAUUGUAAUCUAAACAAAAACCAACAACAACAACAACAAAACAAACCAAUUGUAAUGUUACAUGAAUAUUACGUUUAAUUUGGUUUUUAUUUAACAGAAGAAAAAAACGAACAUAACAAUAUUGAUAAUCGAAUGAAAGAAAAAAGUGAAGAUUUACGCAAACAGAUGAAAUGAAUUAGAAAGAAUUCAAAGCAGUGAAGCGUGCGAUUUAAAUGUUAAGAUUAAAUUAAUUUCUUUUUUUGAGUAAAAAUCGUUCAUUUCUUGUAUCCCCUCUUCCUCCCGCCUCCGCGCUUUUAUUUAUGCCAAAAUUUCAUUACCAUUUCUUCGACUUCUUUUGUUUGAUCAAGUGACACCACUAGCAUAGCGCUUCACUUUAUGGAUGUUACUGUUUUUUAUUUUUUAUUUAGAGAUUUAAAUGGAAACGCAUAUACACAAAUGGCGCGAGUAAAUGUGGGUUACCGGUUCGGGUGGCUGUUAAAAGAAUUAUGAUAAAAUAUAUCGACCGAAACUACCAAAUACUAAUCAGGACAUGUACUUAACAGAGAGAAAAAAAAGAGGAAAAAACAAAAUUUUAAAACCUGGGAGAAAGAGAAUAUGAAACCGUUUCAUCGUUAAAAUGCAUGUCGUUGCGCUCACUUCUAUGUAGCAUACACAUCUCCCUGGGAAUGCACAUUUGUUACCGAACAUUGUUACCAAAAUCACAAUCACACGGAUCUGCACGUCAUAGUCAGUAGUUACUUUGUGCUAGUUUCACAUUUUUAUCCGAUAUGAAAAAAAAACACAAAUCUUCUCUAUCUGAUGUUAUUUUCUUUUUCAUUUCCUUACCCACCACCACCCACCUACCUUACUUACUACUUACUCCUGAAGCGAAUCGAACACGACGAAAAUGCCGCCACACUUACAUCGUUAGCUAAACGAAAAAAAGUUUCGGGGAAAAGAAAAGAUGCACCGAAAAAAUGCAAUAUGGCACCGAUUUAAUCGAUUUAAUUUUUCGCUAUUUAUUUUUAUCCUAUUUUUUCCUCCCUUGUUUCCCCAUUUCUAUAACUAGAGCUUAGUUUUUUAGAAGAGGAAAAAAAAUUUGUUACUUUUGUUCUUAUUGUUUUAAAAUGCAUGAAAGCAACUAAUUGUUAUUUUUAUUUUAUUUUCUCUCUCUCUCUCUCUCACUCUUUUUUUUUGGUUAAUUUUGAUAAGUUUAUUGUUGAGAAGAGAAAGAGAAAAACAUUGAUUGAAAUUGCUUUUUCCUUUUGUAAAUAUAAAGUAUGAUAACAUUGAAUUUUUCUUUGCUUGAAUUAACUCGACUUGUUCUCCGCUUGUCAUACAACAAAACAAUGUAUACAAAACCACCUUCUUCAAAAAUACCCACUUACAAAAACGCUGUCCAAAUCUAAUCGUUAAUUGCUAAUGUCGGGAAAUCUAUGAUUAAUAUGAAUAGGGCUUCUCCUUAAAUUAUUGCCUACUCUCUGUUUUCAAUUUGAUUUUAUUUUUUUCGACCCAUCCAAAUUAAACACAUCAACACCUUCUUUUACCUGACCAUUCACAUCGUGUCUCAACGAUGUUCUGUCUAUUUUAUUUCCUUCUUCUUCUCUAUUUUUUGUGAAUAUUUUCCGAAUCGAUGAUUUUCCGUGGAGAGAAAACCUAAAUAAAAAUAGAUAUAAUGAAAAAAUUAUGACAACAAACAUGUUUAUACCAAUGUAAAUUAGAAUUUAGAGAUUAUGUUAUUAGAGACAAAAUGCUAAUUAAUUAAUUUAACAAAGAAAUUUGCAAAUUAUGAACGAAACAAAAUAGCGAGAGAAAAGCUAACGACAAUUAUGUAUUGGCAUGGUGUGCUGAUGAAUGAAAGCGAACGUAAAUUGCAAAGACGAUUUAUUUUAUUGAAACAUUUGGCUAAUUUUCAAAUAUAUUUUUUCCGAAUGUUGGAUAUUUCGUUUUGAAAAAAAAAAAAACACAAAGAUCAACACCGACAAAACAAAAAGAAAUUGCGAACAUUUUUAAGUUUGAAAUAUUGAAUUCGAGUAAAUUUGUACCAAAUUUGCGCAAGACUCCUUUUUUUAAAUGUACAGAAUAAAACGGAAUGAAAAAAAAACCAAAUGAAAUUUGUGAUGAAUCUAUUAUGGUUCAAAAAAGAAGAAAAAAAAUGCAAAAAGCUAACAUUUUCCCAACAUUUGUUCUCACCUGAUGAGCAAUUUCAACGAUAUAUGUAUGAAUGUUUUUAGUACAUCUCAUUGUCAUGUUAUGAUGAUAGAACAUUUUUAUUUUUUACUUCAUAUACUGAUAAUGAUCCACUGUUGAUACAAAAUCGUACAUUGUUUAGAGAAAUUCAGAGACCUUUUCAUGCUCCAUUCAUCAUGUUUAUUUUUUUGAUGAUAAAACGAAAACCAUUUCAAUUUCCGUUGACAAAGAGAAAAAUGUUGUUGUCGCAAUUCAAAUUUGUAAGAAUAAAAUUUGAAAAAAAAAACUUUUGAUUCAACCAUUAUCGAUCAAAAUGUGAUUUUUAAUGGCUUCUUAACUAGCCAAAUGGUGUUUGUCGUUUGAUCAGUUUUGUUUUUAUUUCACGCACUUGAACGAAAAGCCGCAAUUUUCUCCGAUAUUUUUUGCUAUUUUCUUUGUCUCUCUCAAGCAGUUGCAAUAUUUAUUUGUUUCUCUUUAUCUCGUGAAUUUGUGAACAAAACCUUUAUACCAUUAAGUUACCGUACAAUAAACACAAUACACGAUGCAACAUAAGUGUUUGAAAGAAAAAAACGAAACAAAAUAGAAAUCAGAAUCGAAGAUUGAAAUAGUGUUUAUAUUUUAGUUAGAGAAAGAGUGAAAAAAAGGAGAAGAAGGUAAGAAAGAGAGAGAGAGAGAGAGCCAGAGCCCAAAAUCAGUUUUCAAUUAGAGAUUUUUACCAGUUUGUAGCCUGCUUUAGUUGAAAUGAUGCACCUUCUACAAGUGAAGCAAAAACAUUGAGAAUAAAAAUCGAUUAAUAUAAUUUAAAUGCAAAAAAAGAGUUUAGAUUCCCAAAUAAAAUGAGUAAAAUGACUAAUUAGCAGAAAAAAAAAACAACAACAACAGCAACAAACAACCAUAAGUCUACAUAUAAAUAAAUAAACAAAAAAAAUUCAUUGAGUAGUUGAUAUACUAAUUGUACACAUUUAAACAAACCAACAACAAAAAAAACAUAGUUAGAUCAAUUGUAGGGGGCAAAACAAAAAUGAAUAUUUGAUAUAAAUAUUUUUAUUUUAUGUUUAUCAGAAUAAAACAUUGAAACGAAACGGAAAACAAUACGAAUCACACACACACACACACCUCGUUCUGGUCGGCGCGGGAUGUUUGUAAAUGCAACGGCAGCCAGAACGGAGUGUGUCAUUUCGAUUGACAGCCAAAUUGAAAUUAUUUAAAAUGGCGCGUUAUGCAUUCGACCGUUGUGUCGAAUGCAGUAUCCAUGAUAACAAUAACUCAUUGAGAUGUCACGUCUCAUUUUCGAUUUAAUUGAAACACUAUUACAAAUUAGAAAAUAUUUGGUUGUUACACAUGCGUUGCAAUCAGCCGCAAACGAGCUGGAAAUGAUGAUAAAUAUAGAAGAAAAGAAACCCAAAAUACAAUGAAAAAACAAUUGAUAUGCGUGCAACCGAAUCGGUGGAUAGUUUUGCGGAGAAAUUGGGCACAGUUCUGGCGAAAUGGGCAUGAUUCGGGGAAAUCAAGAAUAUGGCCUUUACUUAAUCGAACAACAAGAGUUUCGAAUGAAUUAUUGCAAUGCUCUACAGAAUCAAUUGAUAUUUACGCAAGAUAUUUCGGGCUAAUCUCUUAACACUCCCAACCAAUUCCAGAUGCCAAAAUUUGAACCCAAAUUGCACACCGUUUUUCACUAGAUUUUCCACCGAUUUUCUUUCACGCUCAAUUUAUUGAUGAAUAUUCAUGAAAAUAAUAACAACAAGAAUCAAAUGUUAAAUUUUACAUUUUAUUUGAAUGAAAUGCACAAAAAAUAUUAGCUACUCAAAUCAGUACAGUUAUGAAAUCAAAAAAAAAAGAUACUGCUUUGGACAUUUGUAGAUGCAAUUACAACAACAACAACAAAACAAAUCAUUUUAGAGAUGAAAACAUAUGGCAAACAAAAAUGGCAAACAUUUAACAAAAAAAGAAUUAUUAUUGAAGUUACUAAUUAAAAAAGAACAACAAACGAACUAGACGCAAGUGGAGAUUUAAAAAUUAGUUGAGAGUCUUAGUACACAAGCACACAUUAUAUUUUAUUCGUUUAAAUAAAAUAUCAAUUUAUUCACCCAACUUAAUUUUAUUUUUUUUGUUUUUUUUUUUUUUUUUGUUUCAUUUAUGUUUAUUUUAUCGAAUAAAUUUUCUUAUUGACAAAGAAA